AUGAGCCAUUCAAACCGCCAUUCGAGCCAAAGCUCCAUGGCGCUCUGCGACCUGCCACCUGAAAUGAUAGGCGAGAUAGCAUCUCACCUGGAUCUAUCUGACCUCCUUAAUGUCCAUCUCGUUUGCCACUACCUCAAAGACGCCACAGUCAACCGCUAUGAACGAGCGAAAAUUGCUAACCUCAGGACUGACUUCUCUCGAGAAUCCCUAGCAAGGCUUGAGAAGCUUAGCAACUCACACCUUGCCCCCCACGUGAAGGAGCUCAAUAUUGUGGGCAAGCCUGUUUGGUGGACAUGCCGCCUGGGAACGGGUCUUGCAUGGCGCCGGCGCGACGGGCGUCUUGUGAGCGACCAAGAGAGCAUACGGCGCUGGGGAGAGGUCAUUCGCGGUUUCCCUAACUGUACGUCGUUCUCAUUUCCCAUGACAAAGCCCACAGAUUAUAACUUUGCCACUAGUCCAGGCCAACGUGACAAUGGCCAGGCUGAAUCAGGCGAGACAGCUCCCCGCCUCAUCUUCCCAAGGUUGCUGCCCGGCGAAACCUUCGAUGACGCGCUGACCACCACGGACGCAUACAUGGUUCUCAUCCACAUCAUUACCCAGGCCCAGAUCCCAAUCAAGUCACUCACUAUCCUUGAGCACGAGGAGGGCGGGCUGGACCAGGACCGUAUUGACACGGCGCACCUCGAUGACCCCGCGUUCACAGCAGCGUGGUCCAACCUGCGUGAGCUACGCCUUAAGCCCUCCUACAACUUCCACAUGGAGACGGUGUACUUGCCCCGGCUCAUGAGUGCAGCCACCAACCUCGAGACUCUAUCCAUACAACUAACGGAUGGCGGAAGGAAUCUGAUCAAGGCUCUGGGGUCGGACAGCCCGUCCCAGACCUUCAAGCUGAAGAGGCUGAGUAUAACGGAGGGCCACGUCCUCCACAUGGAACCACUUGAGCCACAUGAGCCACUUUCACAACUCAUAGCGCCCCAUCGUGAGACCCUGGAGCACUUGACGAUUUCGAAUCUCGAAUUCAAAUGGGCAAGUCCAAAUCUCUUCCUCUCCAGGCUUAGCAAUAUCGGUAUGUCAAAGCUGCGUUCCCUUUAUAUCAAUAAAGUUACGUGGGAUAGCUUGCGAGAGCAGCAACCCGAAACGGAGAUCAAGGGCCUUACGUUUCCGUCCAUCGCACAUGGUCAAGACUUGGUCCUACCGCGUACCAAGGACGUACGGUAUACCCUUUCGACGAACGAGGCUGACGGCGUUGAACCUGCGACCUCGGAGAUUCGGCUUGAGGGUGAGGACAUGAGCUCUGCGGUCGAGGCGCUGCGGCAAGCAGCUGUGGUCUGA
Molecule: messenger RNA, 1332 nt
Organism: Aspergillus mulundensis
Lineage: Eukaryota; Fungi; Ascomycota; Eurotiomycetes; Eurotiales; Aspergillaceae
Exons: 1
Coding region: 1-1332 (443 amino acids)
Molecular function (GO): protein binding
Source: RefSeq, a predicted model, not a curated record